Messenger RNA from Mus pahari (shrew mouse), 3366 nucleotides. RefSeq names its product ATP binding cassette subfamily B member 9 (gene Abcb9). Lineage: Eukaryota; Metazoa; Chordata; Mammalia; Rodentia; Muridae. The coding region runs from base 290 to 2578 and encodes 762 amino acids. Gene Ontology annotation, molecular function: ATP binding; ABC-type oligopeptide transporter activity; ATP hydrolysis activity. The transcript has 12 exons. Gene Ontology annotation, biological process: transmembrane transport; peptide transport. Gene Ontology annotation, cellular component: lysosomal membrane. The record is from RefSeq and is a predicted model, not a curated record.
AUGCAGAUUCUGGGACAUCGGGCUCUUGAAGUCAGCGCAUUGACAUGAUGGACCCUCCUUGCCGCCCCUCGAGUAUAGUCUUUGAAAGACAUACGUUCUGUGUCUGGAUUCAUCUUUGUGCAUAUGGAUGCGCAACUGCCCUUUCACUAUCAUUAACAAGACCACCUUUAGUCCCCUGUAUUGCCUGGAUUUUCUUCUCACAGGUGUGGCCCCGCCCAGCUGUCAGUGAUGGCCUUGCCCCGGUGAGCCAAACCCUGCCCUUCUCACCCACCGGCCACCAGCCAGCAGGAUGAGGCUGUGGAAGGCGGUAGUAGUGACGCUGGCCUUCGUGAGCAUGGACGUCGGGGUGACCACGGCCAUCUACGCCUUCAGUCACCUGGACCGCAGCCUGCUGGAGGACAUCCGACACUUUAACAUCUUCGACUCGGUGCUGGACCUCUGGGCUGCCUGCCUGUACCGCAGCUGCCUGCUGCUGGGGGCUACCAUAGGCGUGGCCAAGAACAGCGCUCUGGGGCCAAGGCGCCUGCGGGCCUCGUGGCUCGUCAUCACCCUCGUGUGCCUCUUUGUGGGCAUCUAUGCCAUGGCCAAACUGCUACUCUUCUCAGAAGUGCGCAGGCCCAUCCGGGACCCAUGGUUCUGGGCGCUCUUCGUGUGGACCUACAUCUCACUGGCUGCCUCCUUUCUGCUGUGGGGGCUGCUGGCCACUGUGCGGCCGGAUGCCGAGGCCCUGGAGCCGGGGAAUGAGGGCUUCCACGGGGAGGGUGGGGCCCCUGCUGAGCAGGCCUCGGGAGCCACACUACAGAAGCUGCUGUCCUACACAAAGCCUGACGUGGCCUUCCUAGUAGCUGCUUCCUUCUUCCUCAUCGUCGCAGCUCUGGGUGAGACCUUCCUGCCCUACUACACUGGCCGGGCCAUUGACAGCAUUGUGAUCCAGAAGAGCAUGGACCAAUUCACCACGGCUGUUGUCGUCGUUUGCCUGCUGGCCAUCGGCAGCUCAUUGGCCGCAGGUAUUCGGGGCGGUAUUUUCACCCUCGUAUUUGCCAGACUGAACAUUCGCCUCCGGAACUGUCUCUUCCGCUCACUGGUGUCACAGGAGACAAGCUUCUUUGAUGAGAACCGCACAGGGGACCUCAUCUCCCGCCUCACCUCUGACACCACCAUGGUCAGCGACCUGGUCUCCCAGAACAUCAACAUCUUCCUGAGGAACACGGUCAAGGUCACGGGCGUGGUGGUCUUCAUGUUCAGCCUCUCCUGGCAGCUCUCCCUGGUCACCUUCAUGGGCUUCCCCAUCAUCAUGAUGGUGUCCAACAUCUAUGGCAAGUACUACAAGAGGCUCUCCAAGGAGGUCCAGAGCGCCCUGGCCAGAGCCAGCACCACGGCCGAGGAGACCAUCAGCGCCAUGAAGACGGUACGCAGCUUUGCCAACGAGGAGGAGGAGGCCGAGGUGUUCCUGCGGAAGCUGCAGCAGGUGUACAAGCUCAACAGGAAGGAGGCAGCGGCCUACAUGUCCUACGUCUGGGGCAGUGGGCUCACACUCCUGGUGGUCCAGGUCAGCAUCCUCUACUAUGGGGGCCACCUAGUCAUCUCGGGGCAGAUGAGCAGCGGCAACCUCAUCGCCUUCAUCAUCUAUGAGUUUGUCCUGGGAGACUGCAUGGAGUCCGUGGGCUCCGUCUACAGUGGCCUGAUGCAGGGAGUGGGGGCCGCCGAGAAGGUGUUCGAGUUCAUCGACCGGCAGCCCACCAUGGUGCAUGAUGGAAGCCUGGCCCCCGACCACCUCGAGGGCAGGGUGGACUUUGAGAAUGUCACCUUCACCUACCGCACUCGGCCCCACACGCAGGUUCUACAGAAUGUCUCCUUCAGCCUGUCCCCGGGCAAGGUAACGGCUCUGGUGGGGCCGUCAGGCAGCGGGAAGAGCUCGUGUGUGAACAUCCUGGAGAACUUCUACCCUCUGCAGGGCGGCCGCGUAUUGCUGGAUGGCAAGCCCAUCGGUGCCUAUGACCACAAGUACCUGCACCGCGUGAUCUCACUGGUGAGCCAGGAGCCCGUGCUGUUCGCCCGCUCCAUCACUGACAACAUCUCCUAUGGCCUGCCUACCGUGCCCUUCGAGAUGGUGGUGGAGGCUGCACAGAAGGCCAACGCCCAUGGCUUCAUCAUGGAGCUGCAGGACGGGUACAGCACAGAGACUGGGGAAAAGGGAGCCCAGCUGUCAGGCGGGCAGAAGCAGCGGGUGGCCAUGGCCCGCGCACUCGUGCGGAACCCACCUGUGCUCAUCCUGGACGAAGCCACCAGUGCCCUGGAUGCAGAGAGCGAGUACCUGAUUCAGCAGGCCAUCCACGGCAACCUGCAGAGACACACGGUGCUCAUCAUUGCACACCGGCUGAGCACUGUGGAGCGGGCGCACCUCAUCGUGGUGCUAGACAAGGGUCGGGUGGUACAGCAGGGCACACACCAGCAGCUGUUGGCACAGGGCGGCCUCUAUGCCAAGUUGGUGCAGCGUCAGAUGUUGGGGCUCGAGCACCCCUUGGACUAUACAGCCGGCCACAAGGAGCCACCAGGCAAUACUGAACACAAGGCCUGACAGCGGCCCCCUGGCUGAAGCACUGGAGACGACCUGCCAAGUCCCACUCCUGCUUCUUGCAUCUUGCCUCCUCCCACUUGCUCCCCAGGCACCCGCCAGCUGCCAUGGGCUUACCCCCUUCUACUGUGUCCUUCUGGCUCCUCCAGGUCUCCAAGGUACAGCAGCCUUUUUAAACCAAGCUACCAGGGUUUUUACUGCUCAGUUCAAAGCACUCCAGUCAACUCCAAGAUUUCAAAAACACCUUUUUGGGACUGGCAGUGAGCAAGCUCACUAAGAUGUUUCCAAGACUUCUGAGCCAAGAGUGCACGACCCUUUCUAACUGCCUGGAGGAUGUCUGGGAGAGAACUAAGCACUACCCUUUGCCUCUCGGGAGAAGCAGCCUCCCUGUCCCCUAGGGGGACACAAGGGUUGGCCUUUCCAUCCUUCCAGUCUCCCGGCUCUGUGAGUCAGGCCAGAGGUGGGGCAAGAGAUGGGAGGUGGCCCACUGCCCAUCAGCCCCCUGCCAAUCAAAGCCAGUCUCACUGUGAACCACUGGGACCUCAGCAGAGGAGGGGCUGGCCAGGCCUGGUGGGCCUUGGGGUGCCCUCAGCCCCGCACCCAGCACUUGAACCCUUCAUCCUCUCCCCUGGCUGACACCUUCCCUCCUGUCCAACCCUGCAACUCUGUGGAGGAACCUUGUCAUUUGUAAGAUAUAUUCUCAGAUUGGUGGAGGGGACCAAGGCAAUGCCCAGGGUCUGGCUUUGUCCUGGUUUCAAGAUUUGGGAGAACUGGGUCAAUAAAGUGUACUA